AUGAGGUUCAUCACCUCCACUCUCCUGAUCUUAACCGCCACUCUAGUCUCCGCCCAUUAUAACUUCGAGCGCCUUAUUGUCAAUGGCAAAAUCACCGAACCAUACGAGUAUGUCCGCGCACUUGGUCCCAUGGUAGGCAAUGGGCCAUUCUACGACGUCAAGCACACAGACAUCCGUUGCAACAACGGCUCCUUUGUCGCUGCCAGCAAAACAAAAACCUACCCCGUCAAAGCCGAUGACACAGUGGGCUUCACUAUCCGCGAUGUACUCGGACACCCUGGACCGCUGUUCGCUUAUAUGAGCAGGAGCACUGUUGCCAACGUGAGCGCCUACCAGGGCGAAGGAGAUUGGUUCAAAAUUUAUGAGAUGGGCGUGAAGACCUAUGCGAACUACAGUCUUGCGAUGACGUGGUUGAGCGAUGGGUGGAAGACAUUUGACUUUAAGAUCCCUAAAGAUAUCGAAAACGGGCAAUAUCUUCUGAGGGCGGAGCACAUCGCUAUUCACUCUGCUGGUGGACCUGAUGGCGCCGGCGCACAGUUCUACAUUGGCUGUGCACAGAUCGAAGUCUCAGGCGCUACAGGCAAGAAGCCGAGCCCUGUUGGAAAAUUUCCUGGUAUCUUCAACUCCCACGACCCAGGAAUCUACUUCAACCCAUACUGGCCGCCUAUCGUCAACUACACUAUGCCUGGUCCCAAGGUGUACCCUGACGGCGGUUCGUUCCCGGCUUUCACCGCAGAUCCAGCCAAGCCAGUGGCUACACAACCGCUUCCUGCAUCGUUUGCUGGUACAAAACCCACUGCGGCAUUUGUUUAG
Macroventuria anomochaeta is the source of this 813-nucleotide messenger RNA. RefSeq names its product lytic polysaccharide monooxygenase. The transcript has 2 exons. The coding region runs from base 1 to 813 and encodes 270 amino acids. NCBI's taxonomy places the organism in Eukaryota, Fungi, Ascomycota, Dothideomycetes, Pleosporales, Didymellaceae. The record is from RefSeq and is a predicted model, not a curated record.